Molecule: messenger RNA, 3067 nt
Organism: Hypomesus transpacificus
Lineage: Eukaryota; Metazoa; Chordata; Actinopteri; Osmeriformes; Osmeridae
Gene: srms
Product: src-related kinase lacking C-terminal regulatory tyrosine and N-terminal myristylation sites
Exons: 8
Coding region: 228-1718 (496 amino acids)
Biological process (GO): protein phosphorylation; innate immune response; cell surface receptor protein tyrosine kinase signaling pathway
Cellular component (GO): extrinsic component of cytoplasmic side of plasma membrane
Molecular function (GO): non-membrane spanning protein tyrosine kinase activity; ATP binding; signaling receptor binding
Source: RefSeq, a predicted model, not a curated record
UCCACACUAAACCGGUUCCUCCUGAAUAUCUGCCCCGUUAGCGCUGGCGCUGCAUAUUAUGUGUGCUGUGGGUGAGACAAGAAAGAGCUAAAGGAAGGCGUACCGAAACUGUAGGCAACUGACCUAUUUGGAAUAACAAUAAUUUUGGCGUCGUAGCCUAUUGUUGUAGAGUGCCGACCCCCUUAAUUUUUUUAUCCUGGAGACCGCGGUUCUGCGGCAGGUUUGGGAUGGAGGGCUGUUGUCGUACCUGCAUGCCAUGUUUGAGUCGUUUAUGGAACUGCAUAUGGCCCGAACUCCACUACCCAAACAUCACAAGGCCGGCGGAGAUCCCUACCAUUUCAGGUGAUAUCCGUGUCCCGACCCCGAAGAAGAAACCCACGCAGCUCUAUGCUGCUCUGUUUGAUUUUGAAGCCAGGAGCGAGGAGGAGUUGACUGUGAAGGAAGGUGACAAGCUGUCGGUCAUUGAGAAAAGGGGAGACUAUGUCCUGGCCAAGAAACUCACAGGCACGCUGGAAUCCGGUUUGAUACCAGCUAACUAUGUGGCACUUCUACAGGACGAAUUCGCUAAAUACAAGUGGUACUAUGGAAACAUCAACCGUUUAAAGGCAGAGAAGCUGCUCCUGGCUUCCCAAAACAAAGAUGGCUCCUUCCUGGUCCGUAUUAGUGAGAGCCAUAGUGACGAGUACACCAUCUCAGUCAGGAGUGAAGCGAAGGUCUUCCACUUCCGUAUCCAGCGCUCUGUCAUCGGAGCCUACUUUGUGUCUGACAAGGUGUCCUUCGCCACGCUGGGGGAACUCAUCAAGUUCUACCAAAACAACUCCAAGAGCCUAGGGGUCCCCCUGGAGCAGCCCUGCACACAGAAGAGGGAGCUGUUCGACAUGGAGCCAUGGGAACGGCCGCGCGAGGAGUUCAAGCUGCACAAGAAGCUGGGAGAGGGGCACUUCGGAGAGGUGUGGGAGGCAGUGUGGUCCUCGGGGCCUACCCCCAACCAGAGAGUAGCCAUCAAGAUGCUCAAACAAGAGGACACCAAGCAGGAUGACUUCAUAAAGGAGGUGCAUGCGCUGAAGAACCUCCACCAUCCCAAGCUGAUCCAGCUGAUGGCGCUCUGCUCCAGAGGAGAACCUGUCUACAUCGUCACAGAGCUCAUGACCAAGGGCAGCCUCAAGUCCUAUCUGACCUCUCCAGAGGGCCACAUGUUGACCUCGGCCCACCUGAUCUACAUGGGGAGCCAGGUGGGCGAGGGCAUGGCCUACCUGGAGGACCGCAGCAUCGUCCACAGAGACCUGGCCGCCAGGAACAUCCUGGUGGGGGACGACCUGGUCUGCAAGGUGGCUGACUUUGGACUGGCUCGGAUCAUCAAGGACAGUGUGUACACGGCCAGUCGCAGCACCAAGAUCCCUGUGCGCUGGACGGCCCCGGAGGCGGCCUUGUAUCAGCGCUUCUCCGUCAAGUCGGACGUCUGGUCCUUUGGCGUGCUGCUCUAUGAGAUGAUGUCACGGGGGAAGAUGCCAUACGACGGAAAGACUAACAAGGAGGUGCUGGAGCUCCUGGGUUCAGGCUUCAGGCUGCCCUGCCCCAACCGCUGCCCCCCCAACAUCUACCACAUCAUGAUGCAAUGCUGGAACCCCGAGUGCUCCAAGAGACCCUCCUUCCACGCGCUGCACAGCCAGCUCGACAACAUCUACUCACGGAUCUACUUCAAGACCAUCGAGGUGUAAAGCUGAGCUGGGCGUCUGUCUUAAUGCAGACCAGGUCAGGCGAGCCAGGCAUCAAACUGGGUCUGCAGCGAGGCUGGACAGCUGUUCCCCACCAUAAGGAGCGGAGCAGAGGAGGAGGAGGAGGGGGAGGAGGGGUGAACAUGGAGGAGGAGGAGAAGAGGAGGAUGAGAGCUGAGAAGGCUGGCAGUGAAAAGGAGAAGAGAGGAGGGUGGUGUAGGUACCAAACACUCCAACAAAGGCACUGAAGAACCAGGAAAGGCCAUGAAACGAUUUUGGGCUGAACUAGGGUGGGGGGGGGGGGGUUCUAACGGAGGAAUAAGGGUGGAUAGAAGAGGAUGACAUAACAGAGGAGGAGGAAGAGAAGGAGGGGAAGAAACAUGCUACGAGCUGCCCCUGACCUCAUUACUCUGAAUGAUUAUUAUGACUAAACCACAGCAGAAAGAGAGCCAAACUGUUAAGGAUUUCUGUUGAUUACUGUCUCUUUGUGCCAACUCUUGCAAUCAAUAUUUUGUUUUUUUCAUGUGUAUUUUAGAAUUUUGCUGCUCCGUUAUGAAUUGUGGUUUUGUGCAAUAUAAUAUCCCUUCUUAUUGGGUGAAGAAUGGGAGUGACAAGAGGUGGGCAGGGUACAAGGAUAGAGUAAGAAGAAGAAAAGAUUGAUUCAAAGAUGGAUUGACUGUUACAGGGCUCUGGUCUUGUAGCAUACACAGGCAGCCAAUCACACGGAGGCCAUGUAGGCCAGACGGCCAAUCACGGAGUGACAAUGUUUACACUACAGAGACUCACCCUGUAAGACCCAGUUUAAAAUCACAACAUCACAUUUACAUAGCCAAUGGGUCCUAUUGUCUUGCCUUGCAAUGCCAUUGGAUACAUGUGGUCUUAAAAAAAAAAAGCAAUUAGAGACCUAAAAGUAACGUUGUAAUUUUACAACCAGGGGUCUUACAGUAUUAAAAACAAAUAUGGAGGACGCCAUGGUAGCUACAGAUUUAAGUACACAGAGGACUUUUACAGCAGAUUUUACUUAGUGACUAGAAUUACCAUUUUACAUCCAAUGCUAUUUUUUAAACCUGAUGCAUGACAUACUUAUACUAUAGCAUAGGACUUCACACCUGAGCCUAUGGGCAUCGUUAGACUCUUUUUACUGGGGCACGUGCCCCAGUAUAAAUCUACUGUGCCCCAGUCAAAUCUAAAGUUUGAGUUUUAACAAUUUACUUUACUUUAUUAGUCAGUGCAUUUCGAUUGAUAAUCCCAGAAAAAAAUCAUCACAGUAUCCCUAUCAACGCUUGUAAAAGUGUUUAACCGAAAACACUAACCGAUGCAGAAUUCCAUGUCAGGCCACUGCAGCACGCACA